Messenger RNA from Fusarium pseudograminearum CS3096, 3846 nucleotides. RefSeq lists its product as uncharacterized. The coding region runs from base 1 to 3846 and encodes 1281 amino acids. Lineage: Eukaryota; Fungi; Ascomycota; Sordariomycetes; Hypocreales; Nectriaceae. The record is from RefSeq and is a predicted model, not a curated record. The transcript has a single exon. Gene Ontology annotation, molecular function: calcium-activated cation channel activity. Gene Ontology annotation, cellular component: plasma membrane.
AUGUCUUCUACAGGAUCCGAUGCGGCGUCGGCGUCGGCGUCAGAAACAGGAACAGCUGCCUCGGGCACAGACACAGCAUCAAUAACCGGUUCCCUACUGAGCUCGUUGCUCUCAACGAUCUCUGCCACCGAGACCCCGACCUCUUCCUCUUUCUCUGGACCCACGAGGACGACUUCGGGCCCCAUUUUUUCUGCUACACAGAGCAGUGCCGCAGAUAAAGAUAAAGGAAUUGGAAUAGUCAGUUUCUUGACUGCCGUAGGCGUAGCUGUUGCCAUCUUCGCCGUGCAGAUCCUCCUUUUCCUCCUUUUAAGGAACAAGCUAGCCCGUAUCUUCAAGCCGAAAACCUACCUCGUUCCCGAACGAGAACGGACCGAAUCGCCCCCGAAUAAACCACUUGCUAUGUUGAAGACCCUAUGGCACUAUGGAGAUCGCGAAGUUAUCGAAAAAUGUGGUCUCGAUGCCUACUUCUUCCUCCGGUACCUCAAGACUCUUCUCAUCAUCUUCCUACCUAUUGGAGCUGUUGUCAUGCCUAUUCUGAUCCCCUUGAACUAUGUUGGCGGUCUUGGCCAAAAGAUCGACGUAACAGACGACGACGACGACAAUCAGGUUGAUGGAUUACCAACAGGUCUUGAUACACUUUCGUGGGGCAAUGUGGCCCCUAAGAAUUCGGGUCGAUAUGGGGCCCAUCUUCUAAUGGCCAUCCUAGUAGUUAUCUGGGUCUGCACGGUAUUCUUCUUCGAGCUUCGAGUAUACAUCAAGGUUCGACAGGAUUGGCUUACAAGCGCCGAACAUCGUCUGAGAGCUUCGGCUACUACUGUCCUUGUCAAUUCGAUUCCUUCGAAAUGGCUCAGUGAAGAAGCCCUGAUGGGCCUCUUCGAUGUCUUCCCUGGAGGCAUCAGGAAUAUCUGGCUGAAUCGGGACUUAUCAACACUGUUGGACAAGGUCAAGGAACGAAACAACAUCCACCUCCAACUCGAACAAGCACAGACGGAUCUCAUCAAAGACGCGAAGAAGGCACAACUCAAGCAACAAAAGGCCGAAGAAAAGAAACGAAGAAGAGAGUUCAAGCUUAAAGCGAUGACUAAGCAGGAGAGGGCUGAUAAGAACGCCCGCGAAGACGCAGAAGCUCAGCGACGAGCACAAGACGGUUCAGGUACUGCUGCUGGUGAUCAACACAACGUUCCUCACAGCGUAGAUGCCGGAGUCCGUGAGUCACAGCACGAGGCCUUUAACCGUGACUCAGAGGACUUUCAUGGACAUGAUCACAACAGGAAGAAGGGGUUUAAAGUACCCCUCCUCGGCGACCCGCUCGCCAAGGUUGGGCAAGGCAUCCUGGGUGUUGUUUCAAAAGCUGGUAACAACAUGGACGAAACGAUAGAGACAACAAACGGAUUCAUCGGACUGUCACAAACUACGCACUCUCGGAAUGCAUCUAGGACAACGAACCGAGGUCACGAACGACCUUCGGUGGAUGACGAGGAGGAGCUCAAUUCUCCAUCAGAUACCCUCCGUGUACAGAACCAGUCGCAAAAUAGUAUGCGACGUUCUGGUGAAAGCACGGCUGCAAUGAACCCCAAGUCGAAUCGGGAGCCCCUUGGCGCCGUUGGUAACACGGUCCGAAAGAUUGAUGAUAUAGACGAGAUCUACAGCAAGGAGGAGGCCCAAUGGUGGCAGUUCUGGAAGCCACCCCCCGGUGCUUACGCCUCACCAGUCCCCCAGGGAGACGUCGCAGAGGCGUUCAGGCAGAAGAAGACAAACGAAAGCAAGCCUCUUUGGAAGAGAAUCAAAUAUGCUCUACCUUUCGUAAGCCCAGAAAUCGAGGCCGAGCCUUUGGAUUAUCCUACACCCCACAACACCGAGUACGACGAAGCUGCGGAACCUGCAGAGUGGGAGAAAUAUCUUAAAAAGAAAGAUCGCCCAACUCAUCGUCUUCCCCUUUUUGGAAAGUCAUGGCUGUUCCCGAUACCAUUUGUGACGCAGAAGGUCGACACAAUUUAUUGGUGUCGGGAGCAGCUGGCUCGUCUCAACGUGGAGAUUGAAAUGGAUCAGCAACAUCCAGAGCGAUUCCCUCUCAUGAACUCGGCCUUUAUCCAAUUCAACCAUCAAGUCUCGGCUCAUAUGGCUUGCCAGAGUGUUAUCCAUCACGUACCCAGGCAGAUGGCCCCGCGAAUGAACGAAAUUUCACCCAAAGAUGUCGAUUGGGACAACAUGGCGUUCAGCUGGUGGCAAGAGUGGCUGCGAUCGGGAAUCGUCUUUGCCAUUGUUGUUGGCAUGAUUUUCCUCUGGGCCAUUCCUGUGGCCUGGACAGCUGCGCUGAGUCAACUCGACAAUCUUAUUAGAUCAAACACGUGGCUGUCUUUCCUACAGGAUAACGAGGCAGUCCAUAAUAUCGCCAAGGCUGUUGCCGGUGUUUUGCCAGCAGUCGUCCUCGGUUUGCUGCUGGUCCUCAUCCCAAUCUUUCUGGAUUUUCUUGCUGGCUUUAGAGGAGCCAAGACAGGUGCCCAGAGAGUUGAGUUUGUGCAAAUUUUCUACUUUGCCUUCUUGUUCAUUCAAGUCUUUCUCAUUGUCUCUAUUGCUUCAUUCUUUGCGGCAUCGCUCGACCAACUCGUCCACAAUGUCCAAGAGCUAAAGACUGUUCAGGACGUGCUUAAUCUGCUGGCAUACAAUUUGCCGAGUGCGGCCAACUACUUCUUCUCAUACAUGAUUCUGCAAGCCAUGUCGACAAGCUCUGCUACCUUGCUUCAGCUUGGAGCUCUAGUAAUGUGGUACAUUAUUGCUAGAAUUCUUGACAGCACUGCACGGAGCAAAUGGUCGCGAAAUACCAGCCUCCGCCAAGUCAAAUGGGGUGCCUUCUUCCCUAUCUACACCAACUUUGCCUGUAUUGGACUUGUCUACUGUGUCAUUGCACCCCUGAUUGCCAUGUUUGCAAUCAUCACUUUUGCACUCUUGUGGUUUGCUCAGCGCUAUGCCAUGCUCUACGUCACCCGGUUCGAGCACGAUACCGGAGGUGUGCUAUAUCCUCGAGCUAUCAACCAAACCUUUACCGGUAUUUACUUCAUGGAAUUGUGCAUGGCUGGUCUGUUCUUUCUUGUUCGGGACGAAAACGACAAGAAAGUCUGCACCCCUCACGGCGUUGUCAUGAUUGUUGUUCUUAUCCUCACUAUCUUGUAUCAGAUUCUCCUCAACUACUCCUUCGGACCGCUUUUCCGCUACCUGCCUAUCACAUUUGAAGACGAAGCAGUCCUUCGUGAUCAAGCUUUCCAACGAGCUCAAGACCAACGGCUUGGCCUUUUGGAUGAUGACGAGUUAAUGGAAGAGCCCGAGAAUCCCAAGGCAUUUGAGAAGGGUGGUCAAACCGAGAAAGGCCAAGGCAUCGAGAUGCGCAGGCUGGGCUCUGUUCGCCGGCCCAUGAAGCAGGUCGGCACAUGGGCCAAGGACGGGGGUAACCAAAUCGCAAGGUUCACAGGUGUAAAGCAGGCACGUGACAAGAAUAAAAGGGCCUCGGAAUACCGGAAGAAGCAUCGAAUGAAGGAUGUAGAGGCACAGCUUGCGAUCGGCGAGGCCCUAUUUGGAGGGAUCCAUGACGAAAUCGAGGAUCUAACGCCCGACGAAAGAGAUGCCCUCGUCAGGCAUGCCUUCCAGCACGAGGCUCUUCGAGCCCGACGCCCGACGGUUUGGAUCCCUAACGACGACUUGGGCGUCAGCGAAGACGAAAUUCGCCGUACUCAGGCCUAUAGCGGACACAUCUGGAUUAGUAAUGAGGGCACUGCUCUCGACAGCAAAGUUCGCGUCGUUUACGGUCGGGCACCACCUGACUUUUCAGAAAUCGAUCUGAUAAAUCUAUGA